Sardina pilchardus (European sardine) is the source of this 1794-nucleotide messenger RNA. RefSeq names its product zinc finger protein 883-like. Lineage: Eukaryota; Metazoa; Chordata; Actinopteri; Clupeiformes; Clupeidae. The transcript is spliced from 6 exons. Gene Ontology annotation, biological process: regulation of gene expression. Gene Ontology annotation, cellular component: nucleus. The record is from RefSeq and is a predicted model, not a curated record. Bases 1 to 1794 code for a protein of 597 amino acids.
AUGUCAGGAUUUACUGGACCAACACUGCUGCCUGUGAAGGAGAUAAAAGAAGAAGAGUUUGAUGAUUUCCUUCAAGAGUAUCUGUCUACAGUUCAGAAGGAAAACCCUGGAGAGGAUCACAUGUGCAAGACUGAAACAAACAUGUCAGACAUCAUGGGCAUUAAAGAGGAGGAAGAGGCUGAUGUAAGAGAGCAUGGUCAGAAAGACUCUUCUCCUACUGCAAAUCAUCAAGAAAUAUACACAGAUAAGAUGAGAUGUGCUGGGGAGAUGGAAGGUCAUCAUAGCAAACAUGGAAAGAGCUUUCAUAAGAGGAAUCACCUGAAGUCACACCGGACCAUCCACACAGGAGAAAAGCCAUAUCAGCGCACUACAUGUGGGAAGAGUUUCAAGACAAAGGUGAAGGUCACCAUCCAUCAGCGCACACAUACUGGAGAAAAGCCAUAUCAGUGCACUACAUGUGGGAAGAGUUUCAAGACUAAGAGAGAGGUCACCAUUCAUCAGCGCACACAUACUGGAGAAAAGCCAUAUCAGUGCACUGACUGUGGAAAGGUUUUUAGUCAAACAUCUAGCCUAAAGGCACAUCGGACCAUCCACGCAGGAGAUAAGCCAUAUCAGUGCACUGACUGUGGAAAGACUUUUAGUCAUAGAUGUAACCUCAAGACACACCAGAGGAUCCAUACUGGUGAAAAGCCAUAUCAGUGCACUACAUGUGGGAAGAGAUUCAGGGAGAGCAGUUCUCUUACUAAACAUAAGCUCACACAUACAGGAGAAACGCCAUAUCAGUGCACUGACUGCGGAAAGGGUUUUAGUCGAAUGAGCAGUCUCAAGGCACACCAGAGUAUCCACACAGGAGAAAAGCCAUAUCAGUGCACUACAUGUGGGAAAAGUUUCAGGAGAAAGAUAGAGGUCACCAUCCAUCAGCGCACACAUACAGGAGAAAAGCCAUAUCAGUGCACUGAGUGUGGAAAGGGUUUUAGUCAAAUGAGCAAUCUCAAGACACACCAGAGUAUCCAUACAGGAAAAAAGCCAUAUCAGUGCACUGACUGUGGAAAGGCUUUUAGUCAAAUGAGCAGUCUCAAGGCACACCAGAGUAUCCAUACUGGAGAAAAGCCAUAUCAGUGCACUGACUGUGGAAAGGUUUUUAGUCAAACAUCUAGCCUAAAGGCACAUCGGACCAUCCACGCAGGAGAUAAGCCAUAUCAGUGCACUGACUGUGGAAAGACUUUUAGUCGUAGAUCUAACCUCAAGACACACCAGAGGAUCCAUACUGGUGAAAAGCCAUAUCAGUGCACUACAUGUGGGAAGAGAUUCAGGGAGAGCGGUUCUCUUACUAAACAUCAGCGCACACAUACAGGAGAAAAGCCAUAUCAGUGCACUGACUGCGGAAAGAGUUUUAGUCAAAUGAGCAGUCUCAAGGCUCCUGUCACUGAUUGGAUGAACCCGGAGGGCCAGAGAGAAGAGGCAGUAUAUAAAUCACCUAGUGGAGUCAGAUUUCUGAACUCACCUGCUCAAAGCACAGAACUAGAGUCUGAAAUGUCAGGAUUUACUGGACCUACACUGCUGCCUGUGCCAGUGAAGGAGAUAAAAGAAGAAGAGUUUGAUGAUUUCCUUCAAGAGUAUCUGUCUACAGUUCAGAAGGACAACCCUGGAGCGGAUCAUGUGUGUAAGACUGAAACAAACAUGUCAGACAUCAUGGACAUUAAAGAGGAGGAAGAGGCUGAUGUAAGAGGGCAUGGUCAGAAAGACUCUUCUCCUACUGCAAAUCAUCAAGAAAUCAACACAGAUAAGAUGUGA